UUCAGGACCAACAGCCCAUAGGACAAGCAGCAUCUCCACCAUCCCCAAUGUCAAGGCCCUGUGCUUUCCUGAUGGCCCUGGUGGUGAUGAGCUACUGGUCAACCUGCUCUCUGGGAUGUGACUUCCCUCAGACUCAUAACCUCAGGAACAAGAGAGCCUUGACACUCCUGACACAAAUGAGGAGACUCUCCCCUCUCUCCUGCCUGAAGGACAGAAAGGACUUUGCAUUCCCUCUGGAGAAGGUGGAUGCCCAGCAGAUCCAGAAGGCUCAAGCCAUCCCUGUCCUGCAGGAGCUGACCCAGCAGGUCCUGAUCCUCUUCAGCUCCAAGGACUCAUCUGCUGCUUGGGAGACAGCCCUCCUAGACACAUUCUGCAGUGGCCUGCACCAGCAGCUCAGUGACCUGCAAGCCUGUCUGAUGCAGCAGGUGGGGGAGCAGGAACCUGCCCUGAGCCAGGAAGACUCCCUGGUGGCAGUGAGGAAAUACUUCCAGAGGAUCACUGUGUACCUGAGAGAGAAGAACCACAGCCCCUGUGCCUGGGAGGUGGUCAGAGCAGAAGUCUGGAGAGCCCUGUCUUCCUCAGCCAACUUGCUGGCAAGAUUGAGUGAGGAGGAGGAGUAAGUCCUGAUCAAAGUGGAGAGGACUCUCCUGGACUAGGACACUGCACCUCACUGCUCAGAUCCUGCUCUGUCAAGGAUGUCACUCAUUUUGACAUCAAUCAAAUAUUUCAUCAGUUAUGUAUUGUAUAGACAUUAUCUUCUAGAUUCA
Messenger RNA from Mesocricetus auratus (golden hamster), 767 nucleotides. Its product is annotated as interferon alpha-12-like. The transcript has a single exon. Gene Ontology annotation, cellular component: extracellular region. The coding region runs from base 48 to 620 and encodes 190 amino acids. NCBI's taxonomy places the organism in Eukaryota, Metazoa, Chordata, Mammalia, Rodentia, Cricetidae. Gene Ontology annotation, biological process: defense response; positive regulation of peptidyl-serine phosphorylation of STAT protein; B cell proliferation. The record is from RefSeq and is a predicted model, not a curated record. Gene Ontology annotation, molecular function: cytokine activity; type I interferon receptor binding.